CGGUCGGUUUGUGUUGGACGUCGAUGUCGUGUUGCUCGUGUGAAAAAUUGGCGUUUUCUCACCUCCAGCGCCACAGUCUGUUCUUUAUCUCGAAGGUUACUGAAUACUUGAUCGUGUUAUCUAGCAAGCAGCAGGGAUACUGACCAUAUGAUUUGAGGGACUGUCUUCGCACACGGUUUUGCAUUUUUCGUCUCGUGAGAAGGUGAAAGUAAAGAUCUUCGAUUGGAUUAAGUUGUUGAGUGUGUGUGGCAAGAAAGUGCAUCAUCCUGUAGUUGGGUGUUUUUGCUUCAUCGUUUUUUCGAGGUUCACUCCCAUUCUGAUUGAUGAGAGGAAUCCGCCCGUAAGUAUGCAUCCUCACGCAUACAUGUGCUCGGCGAUCCUUUCUGGCAAAUGUAAAUGAGUGCAAGUGUAUUGGUGAAAUCAUGUUCCUGUUUUGUUGAUAGUGGGUGGUGUUUUGGAUGAGAAUAUGAUUAAUAACAACCACUUUGAAAAGAAGAAUUCAGUGUUUAUCGGUCGACGGUAAAAGGAUAUCUUAUCGACUGCAUUGCAGCCAAAGCAAACUAGCAUAGCUGCUAGGUCUAUGCUCGAAUGAGUGUUUGAAGAAAGGCUAGAAAUCGAAGAAGAGGAGGAAGCAUAGGUGCACAAGUGAGUGAGGUAACCGGCUUUCACAAGCAGCUCUAUGAAAGUGAUCAUCCAUCAAUGAAGAGUCGUGAUAAUUAAAAGGUUUAAAACAAACACCGAAGGGGUAGGGAACGAAAGGCGUGACAGUAUCUCGUCUCGCCGAGAGUCGACCGCAGGCAACAUAAUGACAGAAAGAAAGUUUACCCGGGGGCUCAAUAAGCCCGGAAUGGCCGCCCAGCUGAGGGAGAACAUCUCGCAGGUUGUACGUGAAUCUGCUUCACUUAACAAACCAGUCCUUGUAGAACCGAUCGACUUCGAAGGUUUCAUUAUCAAAAACAAAACCCUCAUCCAAAAUGAUCCGCAACGAGAGCUUCUGUUGUAUCCUAGCGAUGACGUAACGGAAGUGGUGUUAACGAAAAAAUUUCGUACUAUUGCCAGUAACAUUCCGAGUUAUGCGAAAGUAACCGUAAAUAACACCAACACUAACAAUCGUACCAGUACUUCAACAUCGACUGGAUCACCCGGCAACAACAGCAGACCUUCAUCACCCACCAUAAAUCUCCAGGGUCACCUGUUGACUCGUCAAGCCUUACAUACAUACGAAUCCACUAACCAUGCAAUACACUACAAAUAUAGUGCGUACGGAGGAAGCUAUUAUGAGUUACCACGAACAUCACCAUCUGACGAGUUGAAAGAGGAACUGUACGAGAUCGACACUGAUCAUGACAGAAUGGAUGAACAGAUGACCCGUUCUCAAGCAGAUACGAUAACCAAACAAGGUUAUCUGCUGAAGGGACCGGAAACAAACUCAGAUCGCAUGUUCGCUCACAUUGGAUCUAAGUCCUUCAAGCGACGAUAUUGCUAUCUUCGACAGGAGAUUGAUGGCACAUACAUCCUAGAGUUGCAUAAAGACGAGAAGCAAGUUGAGGCCAAAACGACUAUUGUUAUGGACUUUUGCACUGAAGUUGUUACGAACCCGAAAAAAGGUCGCUACUGCUUCGAACUUAAGAUGAACGCCGGGCAACAUAAAUCCUUCACAUUGGCGGCUGACGAUGAGACUGAUAUGGAGGAUUGGCUCAAGAAAAUAUCCUCUGUGAUUCAACAGAACAAACUUCAAGAGGACAAACGGGCUGCUUCUUUGGAGCGAGCGCCACCGCCCAGCCCGAGCACCAUGAUGUAUGGUACCUUGAAGGGUCUGGAGCAGAGUAUGAAUCCACAGUUGAUGAAAUACGGUCGAGAGACGGAUAUGUCAAUCGCUCAGGCUAGAAAGGAAAACCGGCGAAAGCUGUUCGGUGCUUCCCAACAACAGCAUGCGCAGACCAUGGGCAAAGCUUCUAACAACAAGGCAGAAGUGGUCGAACCAUACCGAGAGCAGUUCGGUCAAAGGAUUAUCGUAAAAUGUGAUUCGCUGAAAUUUAGGCUACAGGCACCGCUUGAGACAACUGGAACGCCGAACGGAACAAUCACGAAUGGAGAAAGCGAUACGGCCUUGUGUCAGCUUGAACCCUACCUGACAAGCGUAGCACUGUACGAUGCAAAAGCUAACCGCAAACUCAGUGAGAACUUCUACUUUGAUCUUAAUAAGGAGCACGUGGGCGUUAUGCUUAAUGGCACGUGCGACCCGGAAAAACCUCAAUGCACAUCUCCGAAACCAACUAGCAAAUCGCAACAGAACGGUAACGGUACUAUGCGGCAUUCGAAAACUCGCUGUGAUACAAGUGACGAUCUUCACUCGGAUGUUAAUAAGGAGUGGUUAGCCCUAGCAAAGCAUGCUGUAUUCAGUGUUACCGCGCCGCAUCCAGACAUUUUCGUUGUGGUCAAGAUUGACAAGAUCCUGCAGGGUGCUAUAAAUCCAUCAACCGAACCGUACUUGAAGGUAACCAAAGACGUUAAAAUUUUGUCCAAGUUGCAGAAGACCAUCAAACAGUACGCCCAGAAAUGUGGUCACUAUCGGAUGCCGUUUGCCUGGGCAGCACGACCGCUAUUCCGCCUAUACAGCAACGACUUGGAUACAUCUUUCGAUUUUCCUGCCAUCUACCGGCAGGAGACAGCACGUUUAAAGGACGAAGAACUGUUGAAGCUGUUGGCAGAAUAUAGGAAACCGGAUAAAUUCAGUAAAUUGACCGUAAUACCGGGAUCGUUGAAAAUUUAUAUUGAGAUUUUGAACGAGAUGCCACCAAAUUGCCUGACAACCAGCCUUGUCCCACUAAAACCAUUCCCAUCACCACCCACCGUUGAACCCACUCUGGAAAUAACCGAAUUCGUCAGUACGUCAGAACAACAUUUGAACCCCUAUGCUACCUACGUAAAUCAUUUCUAUGUGUAUCCGUUGCAUUUGUGUUACGAUAGCCAGAAGAUCUUUUCCAGAGCCCGAAACAUAGCGUUGCUAAUAGAGCUACGUGACAGUGAUACAGCGGAUGCCAAAUCUGUUGAGUGCAUCUAUGGUCGUCCUGGGCAGCCCAUAUUGGUCUCACAAAUGUCCUGCCCCGUGCUACACCACAAUACGAGCCCGACGUGGUACGAGGAGAUAAAACUGCGACUUCCGCUGAGAAUAACUCCACAGCAUCAUCUCCUGUUCUCGUUCUUCCACGUGUCAUGUAGUAUUGCUAAAAAGAAGGAUCUUGUAUCGACCAGUACAGAAACACCGGUCGGAUACUCCUGGCUUCCGUUGCUGAACAAAGGCAAGAUGAACAUUGAGGAGCAGUGUUUGCCUGUGGCUGCCUCCCUUCCGGUUGGUUACUUGUCGAUUCAACCACUUGGGCUAGGGAAAGGGCAGAACUCAGGUCCGGAUAUCCAGUGGAUUGAUAACCAGCGACCGAUAUUUACCGUGCAGUUUCGUCUGGAUUCGACCGUGCUCACCACCGAUCAGCAUCUGCACAACCUCUUCGUUCAUGCCGAGCGUCUGCUCGAGCAGUCCAAAACGGCCGCUUUGCCAGCUGAAUCGGAAACAUGCAAAAUACUGAAGGCCGCCCACGCCAUUCAUGUCAGCUCUCUGAUUACAUUUCUACCAACGAUCCUGAAUCAACUGUUCACACUAUUAGUUGCUACCGCAAGCGAAGAAAUCGGUCUAAAUAUCAUACGGCUUCUCGUCAAUUUGUUCCACAUGGUAGCGGAGGAGGCAAAACGAAAAGAAUUACUAGUUUCCUAUGUGAAGUUUGUGUUUCGAAUCGAAGGAUUCCCUGUGAAUGGCUGUUCUCCGAAAUCACAGCAAGUGAGCACAGUUCAUGGCGAACUAUGCCGUCAUCUUCCCACUCUACUACAUCCGAACAAUACGGACUUCUUGCUUGUUAACAAAUUCAUGAAAUUUUCGGGAAUUUUCUUUGACAUCAUCGUUAAAAGUAUGGGUCAAUUCCUGCUCUCCACUGGCCGAAUCAAGAUGCAGCGUAACGAACGUUUUCCGAAAGAGUUUGCGACACGAAUAGAUGCAUUGUUCCAAGUGCUCCUGCCUUAUCUAAAUUCUCGCCACAAAGAUCUCCCUAUGGAGACGGAGCAAUUAAAUCGAAGUCUUUCCGUAUUCGUCAAACGCUGUUUAACCUUCAUGGAUCGUGGUUUUGUGUUUCGAUUGAUUCGCAUCUACAUGGAUCGUUGGGGUCCAGGAGAUUCCCGUAUUCUUCAGGAAUAUAAAUUCGCGUUUAUUCGAGAGAUCUGUUCCCACGAGCACUACAUACCACUAAACUUACCGUUCUUGCUAAGCCCAAACAAUCGACCGCCGGAUUUGUUGCAGCAAUUCUGUCUAUCGGAAGACUUCUGCCGCCAGCAUUUCUUGGCCGGGUUGCUUAUCCAAGAGGUUAAAGGAUCACUCAACGAGGUUAGUCACAUUCGGAAACUCGGCUUGACGAUACUCAGAGAUCAGUUAGCUAAGCAUGAUCUAGAUGACCGCUAUCCGAACAAAGGCCAACACAGUCGCAUUGCUCUACUUUAUGUUCCUUGGAUCGGGAUUGUGUUGGAGAAUCUUAGUCGCAUACCUGACGGAAUGGAAAAGAAAAAACAUGACUCCAAUGGAACCAACAGAAUCUCCUGCAGCAGCAGUUACGUUUUUGCAAGGGAAUCAACGCCAUUAACUACAGCACCCUCCAGAGUUACUUCUCAGGCAAGCACUCCAAAGUCAAGAAGUAAUCGGGUUACGAUGCACCUCGAUUGUCCCAGUCCCAUCCGAUCAUCAUUACAUCUGAAAGAUAAUAGUUUCCUGGCUGCAAUCGCCGGUCAAAUGUCACUCGCCAACGGUCAUUCCACGACAUCACUAAACUCAGAAUGCUCAACUCUGUCCCACGACGGCACCGUCGUUAUAAGGAACCAUCACAGUGAAACCAACGGUUCCAUACGUUCAAGUCAUGCGCGGUCGAUCAGCGUUACGCAACCUACCAUAAUCCAAAGAACCGAUAAGUUUACUCCAGCGGAAACCAAAGAUAUGCUGAUAAGUUUCCUCUUCGUUGUGAAACACCUUUCGCCGGAUCACAUGAUCGCCUGGUGGCAUAACUGUACCGAAAGUGAAACAGUGCAAUUUUUCACCAUACUAGACCUCUGCCUACUGUACUUCCGAUAUGUAGGCAAAAAGAACAUUCAGCUUCUUAGUGAUACUGGAAAAGAUACGAAAUCUUCAAAAGCAGCCAAAGCUAGUACACUACCCGCGAGGAUGAUGCCACCAAGCAGCGAAUCCUCAAAUUCAUUCGAAUGUGGAACCUUAAAUCAUCCGCAGAACCGAGAAAACCUUGUCGAAGAAACAAUGCGACUUCAGCGGGCGCUCUACGAAUCGAAUCUAGCAACGGAGAUAGGUCUGACGAUUCUGGACUGCAUGGGUCUCUAUUCAAUCCAGUUCCGCAGUUCAAUGUUGGAGAGUUCAGUUUUACCUAAAAUCGCUCGCGUUUACUUGCGGUUUCUCCAGUUAGGACAAUCGGAAUCACUCUCAAAGCAUGUUUUCGCGGCCUUGCGAGCGUUCAUAAACAACUUCUCGCAAGCACUGUUCAAAGGAAAUGCCAUUCUCUGUGGUCAACUGGUGUACGAAUUGCUCAAAUGUUGUGAUAGCCGAUUAUCUAGCCUACGGCAAGAAGCUUGCGCUGUUCUCUACUUAUUAAUGCGAAGUAACUUUGAGUUCAGUGGACGAAAAGGAUUGACAAGAGUACAUCUUCAAGUAAUCAUCUCUGUUUCGCAGAUGAUUGGAAAUGUAAUCGGGUUGAACAAUGCCCGCUUCCAGGAAUCACUUUCAAUCAUCAACAGCUACGCGACCAGUGAUAAAGCCAUGAAGGGAACUGGGUUUCCGAUGGAGGUUAAGGAUCUAACCCGACGCGUACGAACAGUGCUGAUGGCGACGGCUCAAAUGCAGGCACAUCACAUGGAUCCGGAGCGACUAUUGGAACUUCAGCAUUCAUUAGCCAACUCGUACGCGUCCACUCCGGAACUUCGACACACCUGGCUCGUGACAAUGGCCCGAAAUCAUGAACAGAAUGGGAACAUUUCAGAGGCGGCCAGCUGUCAUCUGCACAUUGCUGCACUGAUUUCUGAAUAUCUGAAACUGAAAGGAUGCUGCUCGGUAGCGUACGGGGCGGAAUCGUUUUUCAAGAUCUCCCGUAACAUUCCACGCGAUGAGAAGGGUUUAAAGCUGGACAGCGGUGCACAGGAUUCACAGUACACGGAACAGUUGUUGCUGGAUCAGCUGAAGGAGUGUGCCGAGUAUUUGGAUCGAGCUGAAAGGCAUGAGUGCUUGGGUGUGCUUUAUCGGUUGAUUGUGCCGAUUCUGGAGAGCCGGCGGGACUAUCCCGGGUUGGCGCAGUGCUAUGAGCACCUGAUGCAGUCGUACAACCGGGUGAUUGAGUUCAACAAAACCGGCAAGCGGCUGUUGGGCAGGUUCUAUCGAGUUAUUUACUACGGACAGGUCUAUUUCGAAGAAGAAAACGGCGUAGAGUAUGUCUACAAGGAGCCUAAGGUGACGUCCCUGAGCGAAAUAUCCGAGCGACUAAACAAGCAGUAUCGGGAUAAAUUCGGUAGCGACAACGUGAGGAUGAUAAUGGAUUCAUCGCCGGUCGACGUAACCUCGCUGGACCCGAAGCUAGCUUACAUUCAGGUGACUCAUGUGACACCGUUCUUCUGCAAGGACGAGCUGGAAAUACGACAAACCGAGUUCGAGCAAAAUCAUGACGUAGACACGUUUAUGUAUGAGACACCGUUUAUUCCGAAUGGUGGCGCCCGAGGUUCCGUGGAGGACCAAUGGAAACGAAGAACAAUAUUGACAACCCAGUACAGUUUUCCAUACGUGCUAAAACGUAUACCGGUCAAGGAGCGUCAAUCGCUCGAACUUAGUCCAAUCGAGGUGGCUAUCGACGAAAUGCAAGCCAAGGUAGCGGAAUUGGAAGAGGUUGUUCUCGGGCCAAUAGACUUGAAAAAGCUGCAACUACGGCUGCAGGGCAGUGUAGCGGUCACUGUGAACGCCGGUCCUCUAGCAUAUGCAUCAGCAUUUUUGGAUCCGAAAAACAGUUCCAAAUAUUCCAUCGAUAAGGUAGAAGAUUUAAAGGAUGUCUUCCGAGAUUUCAUCCGGAUCUGUUACACGGCUUUGCAGAUCAACGCCAACGUCAUCUCGUCCGAUCAGCGAGAGUACCAUAGUGCGCUGAAGGAAAAUUACGAAAAUCUGUGUUCGGCACUUAGCGAUCUUCUGGGGGAAUUUGUGUAUCCCCUGGACGAUAGUACUAGCAACGCUCACCGCCAUAGUCUUGCCUUGUUCAGUGCCAUCAGCGGGGCACCGAACAAUUCCAGCACUGCUUAGAUAGAAAAAAAACAAGGUAAGGUUGUACGUUCUUUUUCUACGAUCUUUCCAAUCAACACCACACGGAACUACGCACAACAUUCGUUGAGGAUGUUUUUUAGUAACACAAGGAUAACUGAUGCAACAAACUGGUUUUGCAACUUUAGGUAGAAUAAAUAUUAUAAACCCCUCCCCCACCGUAACAAAAGAACCCGCUCAAAUUUUACCAUAAAGAGAACCUAAAACUAGCAACUUUGAACAUAAACCGUCUAAAUUACAACUCUUUAAAUUCCAUUAUAUGCGACUCGCGCCAUGUAGAAUGAAACAAAGCGGCUACAGGUCAAGCUUUGCUUGAAGCAAGGUGUUAGCCCUACUACUUCUCUUUCGGUUUAUUUUUUGGCUUCUGGCCAUACAUCAGAGCAUGUUGAAAACAUUGCCAAACACGUCUUCUUUGUAUCUGCAUUGUGGUUACAGUAAGUUAAGUUCUACCGUGAACAAAAAUCGUGAAACGGUAGUAGCAUUCUAGCACUCGAAAAAAGCAUUGUUUAGGUGUUAAAUCAUGUAGAAACAAAAAUUAUUUUAUAUCGAACAAAACAACACAAAAAUCUUAUCAACGAAAUUCGAGCGAUUUUGGUCAGGGAUUUCCCUCCUGCGGGCCAUAUUCGCUGGGAAAAUUUCAAAUUGGAACUUACCUCGCAUAACUUAGUUUCAGUUAAUCAGUCCUUUUUGGAGCGGUUCAAUAAACCGCGGUAGAGACGCGCGCGUUCUACACCUAAUGGGGAAAAUGCGCGAAAUUUAUUCUGAGAGAAAAAAUCUCUUAUUUUGUUACGUUCUUCUUUUUUUUCUCCUACAUACCAAUAUCAUCUUUACCCUCGAAAAGUUAAAAAAAAACAUACAAACAUAGAACAAUGAUGCAGUAGAACAAGUGAAUAAAAAACAAUUAAUACACAAGACUGCCAAAAAUUUCGAAUCGUAUAAACUAAAAUUAUUACACGUACACUGUCUUUCGAUUGGUAGACACAGAUGUUGAAUCUUUUACAACUGAUAGGCAGAAUCAUAAAACUGUGUCCCCAUACUCAGAACGGUAAAGGACAUAUUUUCGUUUAGUAAUGAGUGAGGCACUUUCCGCUCCAUGCUUAAAGCAUAAUUUUUGUUAGAUAUUAUAUUAAGUUGGAAAAAAUUAUUUUACUAGUCAAAAAAUGAAUCAAUCAUUUUAAAGUGUGUAAAUUUGCCUGUUUUUACUUCUAUGUAUAAAGUUUUCUUUGUGAUUGUUUCACAUGUAUCAUUUUUUCUCUAACAAUCAUUCGAUUUAAGAAAACCUAUCGUUAGUAAAAACUCAUUUAAAAUAUCCCCACGUUGUUGUUUUUAUUGAAUUUGGCCAGUUUUCGAGAUGUUUAGAAGAUAUAUAAUAAUAAAUUCAGUGUACAAUAUUGUUAUGAAAUUAUAUUAACAGUUAUUGUUUGCUUACUUGCAAACCGCUACCUUCGUGUGAAAAACAAACGAUGGAAUAUGUGUUUUGCUGUAGAAGUCGUGUUUACAAUCUCGAACUUAUAUUAUAUUACGUUUUCGUUUAAGCUAGGUUUACUGAUAAUGACACUCUUAUCGAAUACUGUCUAGAAAUAACGCAUAUAAAUCCUCACUGUAGCAGGUACACUGUCAGGUAGCAUCUGAACCAGGAACAAAAUAAACAACAGCAGUGAUUAUGUUUACUCGUAUACAUCUCUAGAUUUAAGUAGGAAUGUCAUAUUUGAAAUAAAAAUACACUCAAUUAUAGACAAGUGCGAAUCUUUAGAAGAAACAAGUCGAACAAUUUCUAAAGCUAUACACAAAAAUAAUAGGAAACCUAGAUGUGCACAGCAAUCGAUCGAUCGAUCGGUCAACAAGCGUAACAAUAUUGUUCAAUAUACUGUGUUAUUUAAAAGUUGUAUUCAAGUGUAAUG
This is a messenger RNA of Topomyia yanbarensis, 9294 nucleotides long. It is a transcript of the gene Ziz, whose product is annotated as dedicator of cytokinesis protein 9. The transcript has 12 exons. The record is from RefSeq and is a predicted model, not a curated record. Bases 806 to 7375 code for a protein of 2189 amino acids. Lineage: Eukaryota; Metazoa; Arthropoda; Insecta; Diptera; Culicidae. Gene Ontology annotation, biological process: small GTPase-mediated signal transduction; positive regulation of GTPase activity. Gene Ontology annotation, molecular function: guanyl-nucleotide exchange factor activity.